Messenger RNA from Adineta steineri, 4029 nucleotides. The record is from the annotation of a GenBank genome assembly. NCBI's taxonomy places the organism in Eukaryota, Metazoa, Rotifera, Eurotatoria, Adinetida, Adinetidae.
AUGAUCGAAUUUUUUUUUCUUUUGAUCUUUCAUUAUUACCUUAAUAUCAGAAAUGACGUACGCAGCGAGAAACCUAUUGAUGAUCCUGAAUGGCAAAAAUUACCACCCGACGAAAAAGUACAACACAAGUUAUGGAAUGCACGUUUAGCUGGUUACGAAGAAUGUGGAAAACUAUUUGCUACACAAGAUUCAAGCAAAAGUGGAGAAUUUGAAGAUUAUUUAGAUCUUUUACCAAGAUUUGCUCAGGAUGCUAAUGAAAAUGCAAAAGAAAAAGGUUUAGAAGCUCUACUUGUUUUUAUUCAAGAAGCACAUGUUGCACGAUUUACUGUUGGUGAAAUUGUUCCAACAUUAAUGAGUAAAUGUCUUAGUGGAAGACCAAAAAUUAAAGAACGAAGCUUUGAUAUUCUUCUUAUGUAUAUUGAAAUUGACAAAAAUGCUGAAAUAGAAGACGAACUUGUUAAAGGUUUAGAAAAUAAACAACCAAAAGUGGUUCAAGCUUCUCUUGAACUACUUCGAAAAGGCUUAUCAGAAUUUGGUUCAAAAGUUCUUCCAAUUAAACCAUUUCUUCCAAAAGUUGUUCCACUUCUUGAAGAUCGUGAUAAAACUGUACGUGAUGAAGCUAAAUUAUUACUUGUUGAAGUAUACAAAUGGAUUGGUAAACAAACUCUCAUGCCAAUGAUACAAAAUGUUAAACCUAUUCAGUUACAAGAAUUACAAACUGAAUUUGACAAAUUAGAUUUGAAUGGUGCUGAUAAACCACGACAAACACGUUUUCUUCGUUCACAGCUAAGUGUUAAACAAAAACAAGAAAACGUAGCUGCAAGUGGUGGUGGUGGUGGUGCGGCUGCAUCAGCAGGUGUUGAUGAAGCUGAAGCUGAAGCACAAGAAGAACUUGAUCCACUUGAAAUGUUAGAAGCAACAAAUAUUAUUGAUCGUUUACCAAAAGAAUUUUUCGAGAAAAUUGAAUCAAAACAAUGGAAAGAACGAAAAGAAGUUUUAGAUGAUUUAUUAACAAUAUUAACACAAAAUCCAAAAUUAGCACCAGACGCUGAUUAUUUCGAACUUGUUAAAGCACUUUCCAAGAUUAUUUCAAAGGAUAGUAAUGUACCUGUUGUUCUUGUUACAACAAAAUGUAUGACAGCAUUGGCUAAAGGUUUACGAAAAGCAUUUAAAAAUCAUGCUGUUAAUGUACUUGAAGUAUGUCUUGAUCGAUUUCGAGAAAAGAAACCAAAUGUAAUUGAAGCGUUACGUGAAACAUGUGAAGCUUCAUACCCUGGAACAAAUCUUGAACAAAUGGCAGAAAUAGCAGUUGCAGCAUUAUCACAUAAAACACCUAUUGUUCGACAAUGUACUGAACAAUUUCUUACAAAAUGUUUUGCUAUGGCUACACAAACAACAUUACCGAAGAAAGUUCUCAAACUUUAUCUACCACCAUUAAUUAAAAAUACAGGAGAUGCAGAUCCAAGUGUUCGUGAUAGUGCAUUUGAGAGUCUUGGGAUGUUAUGGAAAUGUCUUGGUGAAAAACAUAUACUUCCACAUGUUACUGAUUUAGAUGAACUUAAAUCGACAAAAAUCAAAGAAUAUGCUGAAAAAGCAAUUCUAUUAAAUGCACGUGGUGAGCCUCGUCCUCCACCUACAGCUCCACCACCACCACCACCACCAGUAACUACAAUAGUCAAAACAGUGAAAGGUGGUGGUGCUGUUAUAACCAAACCUGAAGUUAUAAUACCAGAUAAAGAUGAUGAUGAUGAAGAAGGACCUGCUUCAUCACCACCGCCAAAAGGAAGUACAGCUACUAUAAAAAAGAAACCUGCUGCAGGUACAAAAGCAGGUGCUGCUGCUGCGGCUGAAACAGUCGAUGACAAGAAAAAAGAUACUAAAGGAAAAGCAAAUGUACCUCCAUCUGGUAAAACACCUCCAGGCAAUGCUGCAUCAACAACAACAGUCAAAGGUGGUCGGCCAGUUCCUGGUAAAGGUCGACCAGCAACUGCUCCAUCACCACCAAAACAACAUAUAGAAACAGAACCAGAAUUUGCAUCAACAAUGGAAGAUGACGAUCAACAACGUCCUAAUACUGGACAUCGUAUUCAAGGAAAAAUUGAAAAGAAAUUAGGUCAAUUUCAACUGGCACUUAAUGAUGAUCAAAUGGAUGCUUUACGUUUACCUGAUUUACUCUCCAGUGAAUUACCAAAUGAUUAUGAUCUUCCAGAUUUACCACCAAGAACAGUACCAACAACAUCAAUUCCAGUUUCAUAUCUAGCUUCAUCAUCUGAUUGUCGUCAAUCAAUUGAUCUUGUUAUUGCACUUAUAGCUGAUCAUGAAGUUGCCAAUAGUUUAUCAUCAUUAGCACAAAUCGAUGAAGUUCUUAAUGAUGCUAAUAAAUGUGUAUAUCUUGAACAACAUGUUGAUAAACUUCUUCGUAUGCUUUCAAUGAAAUUACGUAUUGCACAACAAAAUCAUCUCUAUGAUUCAUCAUUAUCAACUGAUAGUGUUGAACGUUUAUUUCGUGGAAUAUUAUCUGUUUUACUUGAUCUCUUUUCACGUUCACAUCUUGCUAAAAUCGCUACACGUGAUACAUUAAAAGAAUUACUUAAUGUUCUCUUACCAUUUGUUGUUGUAACAAUAACACCAACACAAACAACAAAUAAUAAUAAUAAUAAUAAUAAUCACCAUAAUACAUCAAGAAUUGAUGCUUCAUCCAAUGAAGAUUUUAUUCGUAUUGUUAAUGUUAUUGUAUUAAAAAUUUUACAACAUGCACAUAUGACAAAUGUUUUAACAGCAUUAAUUCGUUUAUUAACAGAAUGUUGUUUACAAAAUGAUUUUUCAAUAAAUGAUCCAUUCGUUAAACUUGUAUUGAAGUGUCAUUAUCGUUUGGUUCGAAUGUUUCCAUUAUCAUUGAAAAAUAAUCCAGCGGAAAUUGAUGCAACACAGAUUUUAAUUGAAAUCUCUUCUUUUCUUAAACAAUUACCAUCACGUCGUUGGCAAGCAUCACCUACAAAUGAUUUUCCAUUACGUAUAAUAAAAACAUAUCUUCAACAAUUAGUUGAUGAACGUCAACGUUUAAUUCUUGAUGAUUUAUCACGUAUAUCAAAUGAACAUCAACCAAUAUCGGAUGAAAUGCGUCAUUAUAUACAUCGUAAAUUAAAAGCAAUAACAGCAUCAACAUCAACAACAAAUAAUGAACAAGUCACUCAACAACAUCAAGUUAUGUUAAAAGCAAUUUUUCAAAAAUUUGCUCGUCGUGAACAAGUUAAAAUUGGUUUAGAAGAAUUAUAUGAUUUUAAAUUACGUUUUCCUAAUGUUGAUAUAAAUCCAUUUUUGGCAACAACAGCUGAUGCUUUUCAAAAAUUUAUUCAUGAAGGUUUAGCACGUGUGCAUAAUCAACGUACGGCAGCAGCAGCUGGUGCAACACCUACAAAUUUAUCAUCACCAUCAUCAACUAUUCUUCGUGAUAAAACACAGACAAUAACAUCAGUUCCAUCACAAACACCACCAACUUCAUUCUAUUCACAAUAUGCACAAAUUCAUGAAGAAAAAUUACGUGCAUUAAAAGAACAAUUUGUUUGGAUUGAUACAUUACCAACAUCAGCAAAUAUUGAACAACAAAAACCAGUAUCUGAUGAUGAUUUUGUUGCAAUUUAUAAUAAACGUAUGACAGCUAUAAAAGACAAAUUUCGUGAUCAACUUGGAAAUACAUUUGCAUCAUCAUCAACACCAAUUGAUCCACAAGUUUAUUCACAACAUCUUACUCAAAUGCGACAACAAUGUGGUCUUGUUGCAACACCAAUAGCAACUGGACAAGAUGCAUUCGAUGUUGAAGUUGAAUCUCGUUUAAAUAAUGGUGGUGGAAACGGCGGAACUACAACUGGAGUAAAUGCUCGAUUAGCAGGUUUACGAUCAAAUAAAACAACUGAAUCAUCAAUAGAACCAUCUCCUUCAUUAUCAGCUCCAGGUGAUUCAACAACACAACGUACUCGCGAAUUACUACGUCAACGACUUGAACGUGUUAAACAAGGAAUUAUUGAAUAA